Molecule: messenger RNA, 744 nt
Organism: Zasmidium cellare ATCC 36951
Lineage: Eukaryota; Fungi; Ascomycota; Dothideomycetes; Mycosphaerellales; Mycosphaerellaceae
Exons: 2
Coding region: 1-744 (247 amino acids)
Source: RefSeq, a predicted model, not a curated record
AUGCGCGUCCUAGACAACUCAGCAGUCAAGAUCGAGCUCUUCCCAGGCUCGCAGGGCCAACAACCGGGAGGAGAUGCUCAAGCCCAGGCACAGAACGCCUCUCAACAGGCCCAAGGCGCCGCCCAGAGCGCAGGCAAAGCAACCCAGCAGGCAGGACAAGAAGCCGGCAAGUCGGCCCAGCAGACCGGCGAGCAAGUAGCCCAGUCUGCACAAGAGACGACUUCUGGCGCAACAGGCCAAGCACAGUCGUAUGGCGAGCAAGCCUCCAACUACGCCCAAUCCACGCUCGAGAACGCCCAGAAUACCGCCGGAGACUACCAGCAAAAGGCACAAGACAUGGCUUCGCAAUACGGGGAGAAAGCGCAGGGUUACGCUUCUUCUGCGCAGGAGACGGCGGGCCAGUAUCAGCAAUCGACUGCUGAUUACGUUCGUGACACGGGCGAUAGCGUCCAUCAGCAAGGACAGGGCUACGUCCAGGGCACUGCAGACAGUGCCCAUGGCAUGGUGAAGGACAGACUGCCUGAGAGUACGCACGGUUAUGCGGGACAAGCGGUCGACUAUGCCACCAAUGCUGCUACGGGCACGUUGGGGUCGCUCGGUGGUGCGGUGAAGGAUGCUGGGGACACUGUUGGGAAUGCGGGCUAUUCGACCGUUGCUGGUGUUGGCAAGACGGGAUAUAACCUGGGCUCUGGGCUUGGAGGUGCUUUUACGGGGCAGGGACAGAAGAAGGAGGAAGAACAGUAG